Tupaia belangeri chinensis (Chinese tree shrew) is the source of this 821-nucleotide messenger RNA. It is a transcript of the gene SLC25A1, whose product is annotated as solute carrier family 25 member 1. Gene Ontology annotation, molecular function: citrate secondary active transmembrane transporter activity. The record is from RefSeq and is a predicted model, not a curated record. NCBI's taxonomy places the organism in Eukaryota, Metazoa, Chordata, Mammalia, Scandentia, Tupaiidae. Gene Ontology annotation, biological process: mitochondrial citrate transmembrane transport. Gene Ontology annotation, cellular component: mitochondrion.
GCUCGCACCCGCCGCGGUACCGGGGCAUAGGGGACUGCGUGCAGCAGACCGUGCGAAGCCAUGGCGUCCUGGGCCUUUACCGCGGCCUCAGCUCCCUGCUCUAUGGAUCCAUCCCCAAGGCGGCGGUCAGGUUCGGAAUGUUCGAGUUCCUCAGCAACCACAUGCGGGAUGCCCAGGGACGGCUGGACAGCACGCGCGGGCUGCUGUGUGGCCUGGGCGCCGGCGUGGCAGAGGCGGUGGUGGUCGUGUGCCCCAUGGAGACCAUCAAGGUGAAGUUCAUCCAUGACCAGACGUCCCCCAACCCCAAGUACAGAGGCUUCUUCCACGGGGUCCGGGAGAUCGUGCGGGAACAAGGACUGAAGGGCACGUACCAGGGGCUCACGGCCACUGUGCUGAAGCAGGGCUCCAACCAAGCCAUCCGCUUCUUCGUCAUGACCUCCCUGCGCAACUGGUACAGAGGGGACAACCCCAACAAGCCCAUGAACCCGCUGAUCACGGGGGUCUUCGGAGCCAUCGCGGGUGCAGCCAGCGUCUUCGGGAACACUCCUCUAGACGUGAUCAAGACCCGGAUGCAGGGCCUGGAGGCACACAAGUACCGGAACACGUGGGACUGCGGCCUGCAGAUCCUGAGAAAUGAAGGACUCAAGGCAUUCUACAAGGGCACAGUCCCCCGCCUGGGUCGGGUCUGCCUGGACGUGGCCAUUGUGUUUGUCAUCUACGACGAGGUCGUGAAGCUACUCAACAAAGUGUGGAAGACGGACUGAGCCCGGGGCCCGGCGGGGCUGCCCACGCCAGGCCGGCUCCCGCCACCCUCCUCCCAC